GGUUUCUCCCACAAUGCAACGUUGUCAGGGACUCCAUUUUCACUUGUUUUGAUGAAGAGGUAACAAAAACCACGUUUUUAAGAUGACUGACACUGCUGUUGAGGACACGACCACUAGUAAUACAUAUAUCAUACGACCGAACUUCCAGCACAAGUUUAGACCAGUGAUUGUGAAAGAAACCAUACAUAAUGUACUGAAUGAGCACCUCAGUGGGAAAAGUUAUGAUUCAGAGGAAACCACAGAGUGGACACGACAGAUAUCAGAUGAUAUCAAACUAAAGUUAAAAGAUCUUGGAUAUGACAGAUAUAAGUUUGUUGUUCAAGUGGUUAUUGGAGAGCAGAGGGGAGAGGGGGUCAAAAUGGGAUGUAGAUGCUUCUGGGACUCAGAUACAGACAGCUAUGCUCAGGAUAUAUUUAUGAAUGAUUCUAUAUUUUGCGUGGCAGCAGCAUUUGGAUGUUUCUACUACUGAACUGUGUGAUAAAGAAACUAACAGACUUUUUCAAUAAUGAUGUUGUGACUGUGGAUUAUAGCAUGAACAAGAAAUAUUUAUAGUUUAUACAUUACUAUUGUAUUUAAAUGUAUAAUAUUGUGAGAAAAGGUGUUUAAAACACUGAAUUCUGACACCUUCUUCGGUGUUUAGUGAUGUUUAAUUAUUGGUUUCUGUUAAAUAAGGGAAAUUUAUGAUUCUACAAUGUCAUGACACUGUUUACACAAUCCAUAAAUUUACAUUGUUUAUUGAUGAAUUAUUAAAUAUGUAAAUUAUUAA
Saccostrea echinata is the source of this 766-nucleotide messenger RNA. RefSeq names its product dynein light chain Tctex-type protein 2B-like. NCBI's taxonomy places the organism in Eukaryota, Metazoa, Mollusca, Bivalvia, Ostreida, Ostreidae. Gene Ontology annotation, biological process: microtubule-based movement. The transcript is spliced from 5 exons. Gene Ontology annotation, cellular component: cytoplasm; cytoplasmic dynein complex. Gene Ontology annotation, molecular function: dynein intermediate chain binding. The record is from RefSeq and is a predicted model, not a curated record. Bases 83 to 469 code for a protein of 128 amino acids.